Paramecium pentaurelia is the source of this 213-nucleotide messenger RNA. NCBI's taxonomy places the organism in Eukaryota, Ciliophora, Oligohymenophorea, Peniculida, Parameciidae. The record is from the annotation of a GenBank genome assembly.
AUGGGAUGUCAUAGCACAAAAUUAAAAAAGCAUCCAACAUUUAUUUAAAACAAUCAUGAACUAGAUAAUGAAUUUACUAUAAGUUGGAGCAAGAAGAAACUAACUAAAUCAAAAACUAAUAUCGAUCCAAAAUAGGAAAAACAGAGUUAUCGUUUAGACAAAAAUCCAAUAUACUAAAGAAGAUAACAACAGUAUACUCUAUCUGUUGCAUGA